CACCAUCAUCCUAGUAGAGUAAGCAAACUGAAUUUAUUAUCACACCAUCAUCCUAGAAGGAAAAGCACACUCAAUUUAUUAUCACACCAUCAUCCUAGUAUGGUAAGCGCACUCAAUUUAUCAUCACAUCAUCAUCCUAGUAGGAUAAGCACACUGAAUUUAUUAUCACACCAUCAUCCUAGUAGGAUAAGCACACUGAAUUUAUUAUCACACCAUCAUCCUAGUAGGAUAAGCACACUGAAUUUAUUAUCACACCAUCAUCCU
This is a messenger RNA of Lottia gigantea (owl limpet), 264 nucleotides long. RefSeq lists its product as hypothetical. Lineage: Eukaryota; Metazoa; Mollusca; Gastropoda; Lottiidae. The transcript has a single exon. The annotation marks the transcript as partial. The record is from RefSeq and is a predicted model, not a curated record.